AUGUCAUUAGAUUUCAUUGGGGAAAAUGGUCCUGAUGGUGAACCUGGUCUUGAUGGUAGACAAGGUCCAAAGGGUCCAUAUGGAGCAUAUGGUGAAUCGGGAAGUAUAGGCAAGAAAGGUGCCAAAGGUCUUCCUGGUUAUCCUGGUUACAUUCGAUCAAUUAUUCUCCCUGGAAGGUCCGACAACAAAGGACCUGGUCCUAAUGAUAACAGAAACAGGAUAGACAUAAUGCCACCUCAGCCUGGACCACCUGGAAAACCUGGAAAACCUGGAAUUCGGGGUACAGAUGGUAAAUAUGGACCAUUAGGACCUGAAGGCAUUGUUGGAAAUAAGGGAAGUCAAGGUGCUCCUGGUAAAAAUGGUCUACGUGGAAACGAUGGUUUGAGCGGAAAUCCUGGCGACCACGGCAAUCCUGGACGUCCUGGUACAGUUGGUAUGAAGGGAGCUAUUGGAAAAGAUGGAAAUCCUGGAAUUCGUGGCAGAAAGGGUCAUGCUGGAUGGAAAGGUGACGUUGGAUUUGUUGGUGAGAGAGGAGCUCAGGGAGAGAAAGGUACGGCUGGUGAAAACGGUGAUAAGGGCGAAGCUGGUACAGAGGGCCGUGACGGCGUUUCCGGUAGCAUGGGACCACGUGGUCAGUAUGGAAAAGCAGGAAAGAAAGGACCAGUGGGGAAAGAUGGAGUUAUCGGUCCUAAGGGUCGUAUGGGACAUCACGCUAGUCAUGGUAGACGGGGUCCUAUGGGUUCACGAGGACAGCCAGGUGGCUUAGGACUACGUGGAGACACUGGCAUACCCGGUGAACAUGGAAGGCGCGGUGACAUGGGGCCAAAUGGGCUACCGGGCUCAGCUGGGCAUGUGGGACCAAUCGGAAACCCGGGUUACAAAGGUUCAAUGGGUGACCCAGGCCUGUUUGGUGGUCAAGGAAAACUUGGUCCCAUGGGAAAUAUGGGCUCGGUUGGUUCUGAAGGUAGUCUAGGAAAUAGAGGGGAUAAAGGUGAAACGGGUGAAACUGGAAGUCGAGGGGAAAGAGGUGAUAAAGGUUCAACAGGAGAUCAAGGAUCAUUGGGUGUUCAAGGAAGCAAUGGUGGAGAAGGGACUCAGGGUCAAUAUGGAGAGCCUGGUGCUGACGGUAAUGAUGGUCUUCCUGGUAGAAAGGGUGAUGAUGGUGGUAAUGGUAUUCGUGGAGCUUCUGGUCAAAAGGGCUAUAAGGGCAAUGAUGGAUCGAUUGGCUUCAGUGGAAGCAGAGGAAAAAGGGGAAAGAAAGGACGACAGGGCUCUCCUGGAAAAUCUGGCUCAGUUGGAAAAGCUGGAGAACUUGGACAUAACGGAAAUAUCGGUGUACAUGGUCGACAAGGUGUUCCGGGACUGCAAGGCCCUCCAGGAAUCUUAGGUGUUAAUGGGCAAGCGGGAAAAGAUGGUAUUCAAGGGAAAAUUGGGAUUUCAGGGCCCGCAGGUCCACCGGGUAUAACUGGUAAAGAUGGGGAUCUUGGAGUGAUCGGUCCUCAAGGGUUUAUGGGACCACAAGGAGAGAGAGGUGAUCGGGGUAGUCGCGGUGUUCCAGGAGUAGUGGGAGACGACGGAGACUUGGGAAUGCCAGGAAAAGACGGUGCAGACGGGGAAGUGGGACUUGCUGGCGACAUAGGCGUUAGUGGUCCAGCUGGAGAAAAGGGUGAGAAAGGUACAGAAGGGGGAAUGGGAGAAGAUGGAGAAAUGGGUUCACCUGGUUUUCAAGGUUCAGCAGGUGGGCGAGGAAGCGUUGGAGAAAAGGGUACUUCUGGUCCCGUUGGUAUCAUAGGUAUUCAUGGAUCACGUGGAAGCAAGGGAAUGAUUGGAGCUACUGGUGUACUUGGUCAACGUGGGAGUAAGGGUGCAAUGGGUCUUCCUGGUAAAAAGGGUGCUCCUGGUGUAAAUGGUAGUCCUGGGAUGAAGGGCAUUGAUGGUCCAGAUGGUUCUGAUGGAGAUCCUGGGAAACGUGGGGGUAAAGGUCCCCUUGGAGAUACUGGAAAAACUGGAUCUUCAGGGCAAAAAGGAUAUCAGGGUGCUCGUGGUGAUCCAGGUUUACAAGGAUCUAUUGGAGAAAAUGGCAAUCCGGGUAUCAUAGGAAAACGUGGUCUUCAGGGUGAAAUUGGGCAAACUGGAGGAAAGGGAGAGACAGGAGACGAUGGAUUGCCAGGUCUUGCUGGACUGAGGGGUGCGGAUGGACCACCUGGCAACCGUGGUAACGCCGGUCAAAAUGGAGAAGAUGGCUUUGUGGGCUUUGCUGGUCCUCUGGGAGAUAAAGGUGAAGUUGGUGUACCUGGUAAGCGGGGUGAGCAAGGGUCGAUGGGAGAUCUUGGGAUUCGUGGAACUGAUGGUCGAAAGGGCUUUCCUGGGUCGCAAGGAUAUAUUGGCGAUCGUGGUUCUGCUGGUCCUAUGGGUGAGCGUGGUUCUCCUGGGGGUCAUGGAGAGGCUGGUGCUCAAGCUGGACCUGGUGCUCCUGGAGUUACUGGUCUUCCUGGUCUUCAUGGACAACCGGGAACAAGGGGUAAUAUUGGGUUCAGAGGACAGACAGGCCCUGUUGGACCUCAAGGUGCUAUGGGAGAAGUCGGUCAGACUGGAAAGAAUGGAAAUGAUGGCAAAUCCGGAGAACAGGGUUCUGAAGGCCCAAAAGGAAUACGUGGAGGACAGGGGCGAGUGGAAAACCUGGAAAACGUGGACUUUCUGGUAAUUCUGGAAACUUAGGAGCACCAGGAUCUCCAGGUGAACAAGGAGACAUUGGUCAACUUGGUAAACCAGGUGAAAAUGGCGUGAUUGGAUCUGUUGGGCGUCGAGGGAGAGAAGGACGACCUGGAGAAAACGGCUAUGAUGGUGUGUCAGGUCGUAAAGGCUUUAAAGGAGAUCCAGGAAUUGCCGGUGAUAAGGGUAGCAAAGGAGUUCUUGGGGAACCUGGUGGUGAAGGAUCUUCUGGACGUAGAG
Xenia sp. Carnegie-2017 is the source of this 2952-nucleotide messenger RNA. Its product is annotated as collagen alpha-1(III) chain-like. The transcript is spliced from 51 exons. The record is from RefSeq and is a predicted model, not a curated record. Bases 1 to 2718 code for a protein of 905 amino acids. NCBI's taxonomy places the organism in Eukaryota, Metazoa, Cnidaria, Anthozoa, Malacalcyonacea, Xeniidae.